Molecule: messenger RNA, 1342 nt
Organism: Argentina anserina (silverweed cinquefoil)
Lineage: Eukaryota; Viridiplantae; Streptophyta; Magnoliopsida; Rosales; Rosaceae
Exons: 3
Coding region: 282-1244 (320 amino acids)
Source: RefSeq, a predicted model, not a curated record
UCUUAGAAAGAAUGAUACAGGUUUCAGGUUUGGGGAUUUGUGUAAGACUAUUCAGGGAGAGUCCUUGGAUCUGGGACUAAUCUUCAGUUAUAGGAUUGUACUUUUGUUCUCCUUGUUUAUUGAUGAAGCUGGGUUUCUGCACAGGACCCUCUGCAGAAUUUUCAUUCAACAUGUUUGGUUGUUUAAAGAAUCUGUAUUUCUUGCAUGCUGGUUGCAAAGUUCAAUAAUUUUUGCAGAGCUGUAAGCAUGUAGGUGUGGUUUGGUGUUGGUUUGAUGGGAGUAUGACAACUUCUUUUCACACUUUGAACUAUCCUUUCCACAGAUUAGGGUUUAUAAAUACACAUAGCACCGUCUACAAGACAAGGUCGAAUCAGUGUUUAGCUGCUCUAUCCCCAUUUCUCUUACACACUGAAGGUGGGAAGUUUCUGAAGUAUGAAACGAAUUCUGGUUUGAUUACUGCUUGUAGGGGUAUACCAAAUACAGUUGGGAUACUUGGAGGGGUGUCUGUUGAUUCUGCUGUAUACUUUUUGAAAAAACUAGUUCACUGGAGUAAGAAUAAAGAAAGUUGCCCUCCUUUUGUUAUGUGCUGUGAUCCUGUGUUAAAUAAAGAGUUGUCAUUGAUAGAGAGAAGCUCCUUUCCUUUGGUUGACUAUAAAAGUGAACGAACUAAACUGAAUCCUACUUCAGUUGUGGAGAAUCUGAGGAAUAAGAGGAUUUAUCUUGAAAAUUCUGGAGCUUGUUGCAUAGUAAUGCCUUGUCAUAUUUCACAUUCUUGGCAUAAUGAAAUCUCUGAUGGUUGUUCUGUUCCUUUCCUCCAUAUGGGCGAGUGUGUUGUGAAAGAGCUCAAGGAAGCGAAGUUGAAGCCACUUGAAGCUGGGAGUCCAUUGCGGAUUUUGACAGCAGGAUUCUAUCAGGAGAAACUAAAAAGCGAGGGAUUUGAGGUUGUGUUGCCAGAUAAAGCGACCAUGGAACACACUGUCAUCCCUGCUAUUGAAGCUUUGAACAGAAAAGAUAUAGAGGGGUCGCAGAAUCUUUUGAGGAUUGCACUCCAGGUUCUUCUGGUGAGGGCUGUGAACUCUGUAAUUCUGGCCUCUGAUGAAAUGCGGGAUCUUCUUCCCCAGGAUGAUUCUCUUCUUAUUAAAUGCAUUGACCCUAUGGAUGCAUUGGCCUCGUCAACCAUAAAAUUGGCUACAUCUGCUGCAAAAGUGUGGUAUUUCAGGUCUCAAAUUGGCAGAGAACACUAGUCAGACCGUGAACUUAUUCUGAAUGAGAUGAAAAUGCAAUACUCAGAGUGGAGACGUAAACUUUUGAAAACAAUUCUUUAGGGGUACUUGAGUCUUGC